Messenger RNA from Zonotrichia albicollis (white-throated sparrow), 5425 nucleotides. It is a transcript of the gene FSTL4, whose product is annotated as follistatin like 4. Gene Ontology annotation, biological process: regulation of BMP signaling pathway; cell differentiation; multicellular organism development. The record is from RefSeq and is a predicted model, not a curated record. Gene Ontology annotation, cellular component: extracellular region. Lineage: Eukaryota; Metazoa; Chordata; Aves; Passeriformes; Passerellidae. Gene Ontology annotation, molecular function: calcium ion binding; protein binding.
ACUGGAGACAUUGCAGCCAUUUGCUUGAAAUUCGAGGCUCUCCCUGUGUGUUGGUGCCUGCCCAGACCCAUCUGGCCUUGGGAUGGGUGUUUUACUGUUGCCAUCGUGUUUGAGCUGCUUCAGAUGACAGUGCAUAGCCUGGUGCUGCUGCACUUGUGAUUCUUGCCAGAGCAGUGCCAACUGCAAGGAACGCUGCUCUAGCUCAGAGGAGGAAACCACAACCUUCAGACUCGAAAUGAUGCCACCAAGGAGCUUUUGGUGCUCUCUUGUACUGCUGGGAGUUUUCCCACUGGUCACAAGGGGAUGGAUGGAUGUGGACCAGAGCAGGAGCCUGUAUUCAGAUGUGGGGAGGUUGCAUCAAGAGGACUCCAGAAGGUUUGAAGUUACAAGAAGAAAAGUGCUGCAGGGGCAGGAGGGGCCCUGCCAGAGGCGAUUCUGCGGCCGGGGAAGCCGGUGUGUGCUCAACGGGGACACGCAGCAGCCCGAGUGCCGGUGCCUGGAGGAGUGCAAGGCCACCUACAUGCCCGUCUGUGGCUCUGACGGCAGGUUCUACGAGAAUCACUGCCAGCUGCAUCGAGCCUCGUGCCUGCAGAGGAAGAAAAUCUACAUCGUCCACAGCAAGGACUGUUUCUUCAAAGGGGACCGGUGCACAAUGGCAGACUACAGCCGGCUGAAGAGCAUCCUGCUGGACCUGCAGGCCCGGAGGCAGAGUCCCCCUGGCAGCCUGGCCAAGGACAGGCCAGCCCAGCAGCGAUUCCUCAUUGGAGAGCUCUUUAAGCACUUGGAUCUCAACAGUGAUGGGCACCUCAGCAGCUCUGAACUGGCUCAGUUGAUGAAGAAGGAGGACCUGGAGGGUGAUUUACUGGGCUGUACACUUGAAGACCUUCUCCAGUUUGAUGAUUACAACAACGAUGGCCACCUGACCCUGCAGGAGCUCUACACAGCCUUCCAGGUGGUCCAGCUGAGCCUGCCCGAGGAGCAGCGGGUCACCGUGACCACCAUCACCGUUGGCCUCAGCGCCGUGCUGACGUGCGGCAUCCGCGGGGCGCUGCGGCCACCCAUCGUCUGGAAGCGCAACGGCGUCGUGCUCAACUUCCUCGACCUGGAGGACAUCAACGAUUUUGGAGAAGAUGAUUCCCUCUACAUCACCAAGGUAACAACAAUUCACAUGGGCAAUUACACCUGUCAUGCCUACGGCUAUGAGGAGCUGUAUCAGACCCACAUCCUUCAGGUGAAUGUGCCUCCGGUGAUCCGCGUGUACCCCGAGACGCAGGCGCAGGAGCCGGGUGUUUCAGCCAGCCUGAAAUGUCACGCCGAAGGGAUCCCUAAUCCCCGCAUUACCUGGCUGAAGAACGGCAUUGAUAUCAUGCCAAAACUAUCCAAACAGCUAUCGCUCCUCGCAAAUGGAAGUGAGCUCCACAUCAGCAGUGUUCGCUAUGAAGACACUGGUGCCUACACCUGCAUUGCCAAAAAUGAGGUGGGAGUGGAUGAGGACAUUUCUUCCCUUUUCAUCGAAGACUCAGCGAGAAAGACCCUUGCAAACAUACUGUGGCGAGAGGAAGGCUUGAGUGUUGGGAAUAUGUUCUAUGUCUUUUCUGAUGAUGGGAUCACCGUCCUUCAGCCAAACGAAUGUGAAAUCCGGAGACACAUCAGGCCUGAAGAGAGGAUUUUCUCAAGUUAUGAGGAGAUCUGUCCUAGAGUGGAAGGUGAAGACACUCAGUCCUGCCUCUGGGCUUCAGCAGUCAAUGUCAGAGACAAGUACAUUUAUGUGACACAGCCAAAGCAGAACAGAGUAAUGAUAAUUGAUAUCCAGACUCAAAAAGCCAUACAGUCCUUGGAUGUGGACCCAUUACCAACCAAAUUACAUUAUGACAAGUCCCACGACCAAGUGUGGGUGCUCAGCUGGGGGGACAUGAGGAAAUCAUCACCCACACUGCAGGUGAUUCCAGAGGCAAGCGCUGGAGAGGAUCCACAUGUUAUCCACACACCCUUUGAAGGAGUGGAAGAUUUUUUUAUACCACCUACAAAUCUUAUUAUUAAUCAUGUUAGGUUUGGCUUCAUUUUCAACCAUUCCAAGCACGCGGUCCACAAGAUCGACCUGGAGACUGUGACGCACAUCAAGACCAUCCACCUCAAGGCCUACGGCUGCGUGCCUCAGGCCAUGGCCUACACUCACCUGGGUGGUUACUACUUCGUGCAGUGCAGGAGGAGCCGCCCGGGGGCCGCCUCACUGCAGCUCGUCAUCGACAGCGUCACCGACGCCGUGGUCGGCCCCAACGGCCGCGUGGCGGGCGCGCCCCACGUCUCCCCCGACGGGCGCUACCUGGUCAGCGCCGACCGCGCCAGCGGCGCCAUCACCGUCCAGGCCCUCAGCGUCCAGGGGGAAAUCAAGUUGAUUUAUGACUUAAAAACAAACAUACACGUGUCCGAUCUGACAUUUCAGCCCUCGUUCACUGAAGGCAAUCAGUACUAUAUAUACGCUACUUCACAUUUGCAAACAGAUGUGCUUUUUGUGGAGCUGUCAACGGGGAGGAUGAAUGUACUGAAGAAUUUAAAGGACCCUAUCACGUCCAAAGACUGGCCCUGGAGCAGCAACAACAGAAUUAUGAAAGACAGUGGAUUGUUUGGACAGUAUCUCAUUACACCAGCUAAAGAUUCGUUGUUUGUUAUAAAUGGGAGGCAAAAUACGUUACGCUGUGAGGUUUCAGGUAUAAGGAGGGGAAACACAGUGGUCUGGGUUGGGGAGGUAUGAAAGGGCAGAAGCAGCGGAGCCUUUGGCAGGCAAGGACCAGUUGGACCUUUACACUGCAGGAAAUGAGCAGUAGCAUUGUAUAUUUUUACACUGGGAAAACAAAAAGACAAAAAACGCUGUAUAGGCUUCAUGGUACAACACUGGUCUACUUGCAAGUUUUAUAUUAUAAAGUAUGCUCUGCUAAUAGGAAGUGGUUUUGAAGGGAUAUUUUUUAUUUGUGGGUAUGAUUUGUGGUUAUGAGAAAAAUGCUGGGAAGCAAAUAAUAUCUCCACUGAGAUAUCAUACAAGCCACGAAACCUAAUAAUUCUGUAGAACAAAACAGAUUUUGACUUUCCAUACUGAGGAGCUUUUAUGUUCUGUCCUAACAUCAGUUUUCUUCCCUGUAUCCCUUGCCUGUUGGCUGCACUGACUACCCCACCCCAGCACAGGAGACAGCAGCAGCGAGAACUAUUCACCUUUGAAUAUUCACCUUUGGAUGAUGAGGGAAAGUAAACAUCAGAGCAGUUUUCAACCCAGAGAAUCCUAGGAAAGCGAUUUAAUGAAAACUGAUCAGUUUUCUCUGCAGGAUGGCUUUGAGAGGGUUCACUGAUGUGAUUUCAGAAGGAGGCAUCACAGAAAUAGUAACUGUCAGCUCGCUUGCUUCUGCACUUCAUUUUGCUCUUGGUCCUACUGAAGGCAAUGGGAUGAGUCCCCCCUCUUCCAGUGCACAUUUGUGUGAUUGUAUUUGAGAAAUUUGCCAUGAAAUAUCCAGGCCAUUACCCAUCCAGGCCUGGGUAAAAGCUGGAAAAUACUGACAGGGGGGGUCAGAGUUUAUGUAAACAAUUUUGUUGAGAAGGUGGCAUUAGUCUUUCAACGGCUCAUGAGUGUGGUCAGUUUGGGAACAAUAUGCAAAAUCUACUCUGUGGGGGUAGAGAAUUAGUUAUGGUUAUUCCCAUAGGAGACAGCAACAGUUCUAGAAAUCAUUGGUUUCCCUCAUUAAGCAUUUAGGAGCACUGGAAUCACUUGGUUCUUCAUAAAAUAACAGUUAAAAUAACAGAGGUUAUUUUUAAUAGAAAACUCACUCAUUUUCUAGUCAUAGCCUUAAUUUGCCUGUUUCUUUUCAGAACAAGUAGGAAACAAUUUUUCCUUGUUUUUUUCCUUUCUGUUUAUAGUACACUUGUUUAUAGUCAAUUAUCUUUUAGUUAUGAGCAAAGACAUUCAUGUAAAAGCAGCUGAAUUAUCCAAGAAUGCAACAGCUGGCAUUGAGAAAUUUCAGUUGAGUCCCCAUAAAAACAUACAGCCAUUUAUUUGCACACUUGGAAGAUAUAAAAAACUUUUCUAUUUGCAUUUUUCUAACUUUCUAUAUCCAUCACUAUGAAGUAAGGAGGGCAAAAGCAGCUGUGGCAGCAGAGCCAGGCAAGAAGUGGUGCCACCCAAGCCGUUGUAACCAUCACUUGGAUAAUGGGGUCUUCAGGUGGGUGAAACCUCUCUGCAGGUAAAAUAUCAGUAGCAUUGGAGCCACCCAUUGGCCUCUGGACAGACCCAGCUUUGUUUGCCAAGGACCUUGUUGCCCAGAGUCUGCAAAAAGCUGCCUUUGAACACGUGCAGUGAUAGGUAGAGGUGUAAUUAUUUCCCUCCACAGAUGCUUUAAGUCACCCAUUCCACAACAUACACAGAGGGAUUUUAAGCAAGAAGGAAACAGAAUAACACUGGCAAUCUUUGCUUUAAGUGUUUAACUUUAUCAGAAGAGCAGCAUUCUAGCAUGGCUGUAGACCUGAGGUAUUUUACACCAUUUCAGUUCUAUAGAGAAUAUAAAAAUCUGUUCCAACAGACAAAGAAGGGGAGCUGAAUCCUAUGAAUUCAUUAACCAUGGAGUCCUUGAAAUUGUCCUUCAACAUCCGUGUGCUGUCCUACAUUUCUUUCACUUAUGAGCCAUAGGAGUUAGAAGAGACUCUUCUAUCAUUGCAACACAGACAUGUGAGACAGAUGGGCAUAGAUUUCCUUCAGCAAUGCAUGGUGUCCAUGAUUUUGUAUUCAUCCCAUUAGAAAACAUAUCCCAUGUCAAAGAAAGGAGAAGACCAGCUUUGUAAGUACCUUUAAAUAUGCACAGCUCCUUUCUUGAACAAAGUUGUAUCCAUACAUUGCAGCCAUCCUAAAUGUGUUUUACCAAGGCCAAACACUGCUCUCGUGUUAUCUUUUAUGACUUCUUGAGUAUUUUAUUAUGCCUAUGGUAAGUUUUCCCUGUAGAGAUGUUCAUUGUGUCAUAGAUCAAGCAAAUAUUACUUUUUUAAGAAUAUUUAAAAAAAAAAAAGUGUAUAUAUAUGUUCAGGUAAAUAUUCUUGAGGCUGGUUUAUAUAUAGGUUGUGAAAGAUGUGUAACAGACCUCACUUUUUCCUGUUUAUUGCAAAGUAUUGGAAUAACAUUCACUUGAAAAAAUCCCACAUGGACCUUCCAAAGAUGUUCCCUUUGUUCCCUCUCCAGCCCAAGUUCCGGUGAUGUGUUUUUCUAAAGUAUCCUAAUGGUUAUAUAUCAUACUUAGAAAAUGAAGUAUAAUUUAGAUUGUCCACACUACUUGUGAACAGUUCCAAUGACAGUCAAAUCUGACAUUAAAGUGCUGCACAUUUGUUACUCUGAUAUUUUUUUUUUUACAACAUAGAAAUUUUAUAUAUAUUCAAAAAAAUGUUUCAACUCAUA